CAAAGGAGCUGUGACUCUGUUACAGCAGGUGUAUGGUGGCACCUAUAAACACCUGGCUGCAUCAUUUUUCAAACAGGAAAUCGAAGGUGGAGAUGCACUCUCUGCCAGUCUGGUUAACCUGAUGAAUCAACUGGAUGGCUUUAUCCAGAACAUCUCCAAACUUCCAAACCAAAACAGCACUGAAGAUGUUGUUCCGCUCAUCAAUAACCUGUUACAGUCCACACGUCUGACACCACUUCUGCGUUUGUUCAUAAGCGACGGUCCCGUUAAUGUCUCCACAUUGCUUGAAGUAGCCUCAAAGCUUGGCAGGCUCAACCAGCACAUAUUUACCUUCAAUGAGACAGAUCCAACAAUGCCUAACCUGGAACGGCUAAUAAUGCACUUCCUCUCCUUAGAGGGGAACCUGACAGUGCCUGUUUCCCACAUCAUGGGGCACACUCUGCUUAUCUAUUCUGACUACUUCCACCCUGACGAUGUUGCCCGUCUCAAAGAAGCCAUUCGACCUUUUACCAAUCAGACCUCAGCUGGCCUUGUAGAAGCCAUCCUCAGUGCCAUGGAGAUACUUAAGAACCUGAUGGAUGCUGCAAACGGUGAUCCGACUGACAUCAUUCUUGGGUACAUACGGCAGUUUCAAGAAUUUGUGAUAUCACUCUAUCGACUGCGAAAAAUUGAACAUCACCUGUUACCAAGCGGAAACCUCAGCUCAGCUCUAGUCACUGACCUUCAUCUGCUUUCCAUGGACUUCAUCAGACUCUUCACUCCUGAGAGCCUCCAGAACCUCACUCAGGCUGGACCAGAUGCUGCCCAAGACCUUAUUAUCCAGAAGUUUGUAGCAUUCCUACCACCUCAAGUCCAGCAGAAUGCUACUAAAUUUCUCCAGGAUUUCAAAACACUGCAGUAUCACAUGUCCAAAUGUGCAGCAGGCCAGAACUGUUCGGCUGGAAUUUCAGAAAUCUUUGAGUUCCUGGAUCAGAUAUUAGACACAAUGCUCUCAGCAAAUGGCAAUGUCACCAUCAAAAUAGCUUUAACCAAUUCUGUCCAGGGGGGACUUGAACGUCAAGAAAUUGCAUCCUUGUUCUUCCCACUCCUCCUCCCAACAAAUGACGCUGCCUAUGUGGAAACAUUUAAACAGGCCCUUCAUUUCAUCACAUUGGUCAUGGCUACACCAAAUCUCACAGUAUCCGAUGUCCAGAAUGCCCUGAGGCAGUCAAACCUAACUGUUCAGGAUCUGAAAGACAUCACUGUACUAGCUGGGGCUUCCAACAUCAAUGACCUGAUGGUAAAUAUGAUGGAGAUUGUCAAUGUCCACCAGUGUUUUGAGCCUCAGAAUGACAUGACGGUGACAUCCCAGUGUGUUAAGGGAUUGAUAAACAGGGUCAGCGGUUUUCUGGCACAUGUACCUGCUCUACGAAAUCACACUGCUGUCCUGUCUUUCAUCCCGGUAAUUGUCAAUAAAACUGUCAGUGAUAUCAUCCGUGUUAACUUCAGCUCCAGUCCUAACGAAGUUGUUGCACAAACCUUGAACAGCACACUGGCCGAUAUCAAGAUGAGCCUCCAGCUGAACCACCUGGCCACUCCCGAGAUCAUGAAAGAAAUCGGAGUAGUGGAGCGUCUGAUAAAACUGAUUUCUGACAUGGAGCCAUAUGAGAAUUUCAACUCCACCUUGAUGAAGGACCCUCUGUAUGCCCAGAAAGAGUAUCUACAGCUUGCAGGAUGGUACCUGAAAAGACUAGAAAAUAUCACCAACAACAGUUCAGUGUCAGAGCUCCUUCAACCCUUUUUUCACAUGGCACAAAUGGAAAUGACAUUACAGCACGCACAGCUAAAUUUCUCUAUGUUUCUCACUGACAAGGUUGUCUUUCUGAUGGAAACCCUCAAGUACCCAAUAGAUGGUGCAGGACUGACUAAAAUUGGCCAGACAACAAUUGAGAUUCUUCGGCACUACUGGGAAUUGAUAAAGUUCAACUUAGUGGCUCAGAAUGAGUUUCAAGGUUUUCAGGUUUUCAACACAACCAUGCUGAAUGCCACUGGACACCAAAUGAAUGUCUACCUUGACGACGUACAGAAGUGGAUGACACAGCCCAAUGUCUCAUCGGUCCUUAAUAGUAUGCUCCAAUGGGGAAACUCCUCCAUGACACCAUCUACCCCUUUGACAGACAUCCAGCAGUUGCUUCAGACGAUCGCUAACUAUCUCAGUGAAGAUCAAGUGACCUACCUCUCCAAAAUUGGCAAUAUCACCCAGUCCCUGAACAAAGCCUUAAUGGUGGCAGAGCAACCUGGUGGCCUACAGAGUGAAGACUUCCAAGCGGCCAUAUUGGAAAUAGUCAAAGAAGCUAUGGAGCUCCUAACCAACGUCACAGCUCCACUACCGCAUCCUGUACAGCAGAAUAUCCUGGGAAUUGUGCAAGAUUCUCUGAAUCUCAUUGUCCAUCAAAACAUGAGUUUUGCUUCAUCACGUAACAUCUCCCUCCUCAUCCUGAAGCGAAUGGAGGAAGUCAUUGAACAAAUCGUGCCAGAAAUGUUCGCGGAAUACCUGCUUUCUGGAGUCACGGUGGUGACCACAUAUUUUGAGAGCAUCUCUGAAGUCAGUGGUCCGGACAGCUGGAAUCAAAUAAUUUUGAAUGAGUUGAAGACAGUCCGCAGCCUCCUGCCGCCAAACUCCACAGCCCAGACCUACAGUUCUAUCCUCAUUAACAUCACUCAUCUCAUCUUGGAGUCUCGCCAAGGGAACAUGAGUCUCUGGGCAAGUUUUGAGAAUCCGACAGUAGAAAAUGUGCCACAAAUAAUUGGCCAGAUGAUCAAACUCUUGAGCAAGGUUUGGCAGCUUGUCAUGGGAGGCACAGGCUCACCAGUAACUGUUCCAUCUCUGGAGGGUUUUACUCAUCUUGUUCCAGUAAUAGAGCAGGUGAUGACUGGAAAAGCAGACCAAGACACAUGGGACAAAUUCGAACAGAUGCUGAAAGCUCUGUUGUCAGCCCUUGAAGGAGAACAAGCAUUGGACCCAUCUGUUAUCCAAGUGUUUGAAAAAGUCAUUGAAAGUGUGGUGAAGAACAUGCAUGCAGACAACGUGAUGAUACACAGCCUUCAGAUGCCCGUGGUGACUCUGAUGACAGAGAUGGCACAGUCUGUGAACAGCAGUCAUUUCAACCUGUCUGAGGUCUCGGAAAGAAUGCAAGUCGCCAUAGAACGCACAGUAGAAGCAGCUCAGCAGGCCAAUGGCACAUUGAAGUGCAGUGAAGUUCUCCAAGUAUGGGAGCCAGUCAGAGAAGCAGCAGGGUUAAACCAUGUGACCGUGGCUAUGUGGUGCAACAUCAGCCUGCAGCCUGUUUUGGAGGCCCAUGCUGCAGCCCAGGCUGUCUACUCCCAACUGAACACAACUCACAUGGGUGUGGGACCAAUCAAUGUGAGCUCCACGGCCGCCAGGAUUGUCAAGGCUGUUCGGUCUCUCUACCAAGUCAGCAUCAACCACACAGUAGUGAUAGAGAAAUUCAUGAUGACUUUCAGCAAACAGCUCUCCAUGCUUACAAGCCAGCCUUUGAGCCCUGAGGCAGAGCUUUACUUGUACAAGCAGCUCCAGGAUAUGGAGUUGCAAAACAGUUUGUCUUCCAUGAAAAUGCUCUCAGAUGAGUUGCUUCGAGUGGCCCCCUACUUACGACCGUACAUUGAAGCUAUGAUGAAAGCACUGACAUACGUCCUGGAAAAUUCUCAUCACAUUCAAAACAGCAGCUCAUCCCAGAAGCUCUUCGAAGAAGCAGCAAUGAUUUUCCUGACCUCUGCAAACAUCACCUCAUCUGACAUCCUCCCCAUGAUGUGGGGAAAUUUCACUGGCCUUAAUGAGACAUCUCUGACUGACAUGAUGAAAGAUGCGGUCAAACUGAUGAUCGACAUGAAGAUAUUGGGGGAUGCGCCAAUGGUUUACCAAGCCUUGGAGGAAUUUCUGGCGGACAACGGCACAAGCUUGAUCGUGCAGAAGGUGGCUGAGAUGGUGGAGUGGUUGGCCUCCACUCAAGCGUCUGGACUGGAUCUGCUGAGUCAGGCUCUGCCCAAAAUACACGACAUCCUCAAGCCUCUCUUGUCUGUCCUGGCCAAGAUGAGUAUGGACAUGCAAGCAAAUGUGGAACUGUUUGAAAGUGUAGCUGGAAACACAAUCGCAAUGCUGAAACAGUUGGUAAGCACCGGUGGUCUUCUGUCCCCCAUGAACCAACAUCCCAGGAUUCAGUCAGAUAUGAUGGGCAACAACCACACCCUAAGAGUUCGACAAAGACGCGAUGUGAUGAAGAUGAGAGGCCCAAUAGAUGACUUCAUAGACCUGAUCGACAUUGACUACCGAACAAUGUUCAAAGCCCUCGCUGUCCGUCCUACUGCUGCAGAAGUUUUGGAGACAGUCCACGUGCUCUUUGCCAAUCCUGAUCUUGCUGUUGUUGUGAAGGGAGCUAGCAGUGGCAUGCCGUGGGGCAUAAACGCCUCUCAGGAAGAGACCAUUGACGGUGCCCUUGGGUUUGUCUCCUCCCUCACUGUCCCUGGCAUGUUUCCUAUGCCACCACCAGAUGUCCUAAUGAAUGCUGCUGAUAUGCUCCCUGAAGGUUUUCCAUUCUCCUCUGUGAUUAAAGAUAUCAUCAGAGCGCUGGCCAACGAAUCUCAAGAGAGCCUGACGCUGAUGCAGCAGACCUACCAAACAGCCACCGACCUCGUUAAGAUCAACCUGACAGACCCGCAAUUCACAAAGCAACUGGGCCACCUGAGAUCACAGGUGUGUGUCUUGGAGAACACGGACUCUGCUCGCGCAAUAAUGGAGGCCCUCUCUGUAGCACCUGGCCAGCUCUGUCACACCUUCAUUCCCCUUCUGGAAGUCUUGGUUGAGAGUCUUCAAAUGAACACCAGCGCUAUGUCCGAUAUCAUCUUCCAGACUGUCAUUGGAGAGCCAAUGAACUACAAUUUCCAUGCAAACUGGAGCUCUGUGAUGACUCAAGGUUUGGGCUUUAACGCCAGCAGCCUGAGGUCUCUCAACAUUACCGUCACCUCCCCAGGAACGAUGACAGUCGGUGAUAUGCUGAGGAAUCAAACAGCCUUUGUUUUGGACGUUGAACGACACAUGAAUUUGGAUCCAGCAGCUCUUCAGCUCCUGAUGGAUACCACUCUGCCAAACAAUAAUUUAGAGAUCCUUUCCUGGCUGGUAAACCUGCGUCACUGCAACUCCACACCAUCUGCAAACAUGAGUCAGACAAGUGCGACCAUCUUGAAGACCUUCUGCUCCAUGUCCGUGGAGCAGUGGUACGAAUUUGCUUUGCUGACAGCUCGGCAUGCGAACUUGGAAAAACUCGCCUACAGAUUUGUGCUGUCUGAAGAUAUGCAGAGCCUGGUGGGAGUCAUGAUUCAGAUGACUGAAUUUAUAACAGACAUGAUGGACAACUUUCUUCCUGCUGUCAGUCAACUGCAGCGCUACAUGCUCUCCAUUGAAGAUCUCAACUUAGUCGCCAGCAAUCAAUUUAGACAGUUGACAAGAGGACAGAGGAGCACCAUCUCUUCCCAGGCUACAUUUGUGACCAUCUCUCAGGCGUUGUGUAGUAACGGCAUCAUGGCUCUGUUUGGGAUCUCCCAACUCCCUGCCACUGUGGAGUCAAGUCCCUCCUUCUCCAACAACGAAGAGAGGGAGGAGAUGAUUGAGAGGUUCAAGAUUCCACGAAAUGCCACUCCCUUCUGUCAGAACAUGUACCUGGACAUGGUCAACACCACAGGAGGAGCUAUUGCAUGGGCCUUCCUCAAACCAAUGCUGAUGGGAGAGAUCCUGUAUACCCCAGACACACCCACCACCAGGGACAUCAUGAAAAAGGCCAACGCCACCUUGCAGGAGUUUGCAAAUCUAAGGAAAUAUUCCGAGGACUGGAUUGAAUCCUCCAGCUACAUCGUACAGUCUGCUGAACUCCUCAGCCACACUCUGCCAAUGCUGCAGAAUUCCCUCGGCAAUUCCUUUGUGAAGAAUUUCAUUGAGAUGCAGACAGACGUCAAUGUCGGCAAAAUGAAGGAGAUGCUCAGCAACUUCUCUAACAUGACACUGUUGUUGGAGCAGAACAAACACAUCCUGAAGCAGAUCACCACCUUGUCCACCUUAAUGGUGAGCCUCUCCUCCUGUGUCAAGUUUGACCGUUACCGUGGCUUUGACUCUGCCGACCAGCUCAACUCUGCAGCUCAGGAGCUUGCCAAAAACCGCAAUCUCUAUGCAAGUGUCAUCUUCAAGCUUAAAAAGGAGGAUUCAUCCAGGAAGGCCAGAUCAACAUCCUCCCUGCCUCCCAAAGUCAGCUACACCAUCCGCAUGCAUAUGGACAACGUCAUGCGUACCGACAGAGCUAGGAGCCCUUUCUUUGCAAAGGACACACACAAGCCGGACAGUUAUAGCAUGCGCUACAACCGUGGAUUUAUCUACCUGCAGGAGAACAUUGAUCGGGCUAUCAUUGAGAGCCAGACCGGGAAGAGAGUCACAGACACAGCUGUGCAGCUGCAGCCCUUCCCCUAUCCAUGCUAUCUCAGCGAUGAGUACCUGACGGCCAUCUCUUUUGUCUUCCCGCUCAUGCUGAUGAUCGCCUGGAUUUUGUUUGUGGCCCAUUUUGUGAAGAAACUGGUGCAUGAGAGAGAGCUGAGACUGCAUGAGUACAUGAAAAUGAUGGGAGUGAACCCGCUCAGCCACUUCUUUGCCUGGUUCCUGGAGUGUGCCGCCUACCUGGUGUUGACUAUCUUCAUUCUCACGCUGGUGCUCAAGUACGGCAACAUCUUGGCCAACAGCGACGGUUUCCUGAUUUUCCUGUACCUCUGUGAUUACGGCUUGAGCAUCCUGGCCUUCAGCUACCUGGUCAGCUCCUUCUUUGACAAAACUUACAUCGCUGGUCUGAGCGGCAGCCUCCUGUACAUCCUCUGCUUCUUCCCCUUCAUCAUAGUCCUGGCUAUGGAGACUAAUCUAACCUUUUCCCAGAAGACUGCUAUGAGUCUGUUCUCGCCGACCUGUUUUAGUUACGCCAGUCAAUAUGCUUCUCGCUACGAGGCCCUAGGAGAAGGAAUUCAGUGGAGCAACUCGUACACCUCGCCCAUGGCUGGAGACACCGCCUCGUUCGGUUGGCUGUGCUGGAUGAUGCUCAUUGACUCCAUCCUCUACUUCAUCAUCGGGGGUUACAUCCGCAUGGUCUUUCCAGGAAAAUAUGGCAUCCCUGCUCCAUGGUACUUCCCCUUCAAACCCUCCUUCUGGGCUGACCUGUGCGGCUGCAUUCAGUCAAAGAGCAAAGCGGGCAACGGACUUCUCUUCACAAACAUCAUGCAGAGCAGCCAGCCUAUUCUCUCCGAUGACAAGGGAAAAGACACCAGCAAUCUAUCCUCCCAGAUGGGCGAGAAUUUCUCAGAUCUCCCAGUGGGCGUUUCCCUCCACGGUCUGAGCAAGAUCUACGGUGACAAAGCAGCCAUUGAAAACCUUAACGUUUCCUUCUAUGAGGGCCAUGUCACCUCGCUGCUUGGUCACAACGGAGCCGGCAAGACCACCACGAUGUCGCUCCUGACUGGCCUUUUUGCUCCCACUUCGGGCACCAUUGAGGUUUAUGGCAGAGACAUGCAGAAGGACAUCGAUGCUGUUCGGAAAGACAUGGGUGUCUGCAUGCAAUAUGAUGUUCUCUUUGAUCACAUGACCACCGAGGAGCACCUUUUGCUGUAUGGCCAGAUCAAGGCUCCGCACUGGUCGAAAAGAGAGCUACGUGAACAAGUCCGCACGAUUCUGGAGGAGACAGGCAUGUAUGCUCACAGACACAAGCUGGUGGGCACCCUGUCAGGCGGCAUGAAGCGCAAACUGUCAAUCUCCAUCGCCUUCAUAGGGGGCUCUCGCUUGGUGGUUCUAGAUGAACCCACCACAGGAGUCGAUCCGUGCUCCAGGCGCAGCAUCUGGGACAUUGUUAUCCAGCACAAGAAACAACGCACCAUCAUCAUGUCCACCCACCAUCUGGAUGAAGCUGAAGUGUUGAGCGACCGCAUCGCCUUCCUGGAGAGUGGAGGAUUGAAAUGCUGCGGAUCGCCCUUCUACUUGAAAGACAAGCUAGGUCAAGGCUACAAACUCACGCUCACCAAGAAGAUUCAAAACUCAGAUUCUGAGCGGAUUGACAACGCUGAACUUAAGGCCUUCAUCCAAAGCCAUGUACCUGAAGCACGGCUGAAAGAGGCCCAGGGGGGCGACUUGGUCUACUCACUGCCCCUCACCUCUUCCAACGCCUCCUCAUACCGCUCCCUGCUGACUGCACUGGACUCCAACCUGGACGCCCUACAGCUGGGGGGCUAUGGCAUCUCUGACACCACACUAGAGGAGGUGUUCCUCCAAUUGACUCAUGGAAACAGAGAAGCUGAAGAUGGCCUAGUGUCUAUCUCAGAGACGGUCUCUGACACUGCAUCCAUCGACAGCUUCCAUUCAGACCACAGUGAAAGUGGCUCCAGCUUCGGUGACAAGAUCAAGCUCACCAGUGCAUCCACGGUGCAAGGCAUGGCCCUGGCCUGGCAGCAGGUGUCAGCCGUUCUCAUCAAGAGGUUCCACCACAGCUGCAGAGACUGGAAGGGCUUGAUAUCCCAAAUCCUGCUUCCUGUUCUGUUUGUGCUGUUCGCCAUGGGCCUGGGCUCAAUCAAGAGCGACCUGCGUCACUAUCCCGAGCUGGAGCUCAGCCCUGCGCUCUACAACAUCGGGCCCAGCUACUCUUUCUUCAGCAACCAAAACCCCAGCUCCAGCCGUCUGGUGGACACCAUGAUGUCAUUCCCAGGGAUCGAUAAUGCCUGCCUCGACAAGUCUGAUAACCUGGUCUGCACAAGAAACACAAACAGCUGGAGUUCCAGAGGGAACAGCUCCAGCACAUUUAAUGUCUGUAAAUGCACCCAAACGGAACAGAUUUGUGAUGUGAACAACUACCAGCCACCACACAGGAGAAUCCCCUCCUCUCAGAUUGUUUCUAAUCUGAGUGGCAUCAAUGUGGAGAACUAUCUGGUGUCCACGGCCAAUGACUUCAUCAGGAACAGGUAUGGUGGCUUUGCUUUUGGCAUGCCGCUCCCACCUGACUUGCAAAUGGACAUCACAGCCGUGCCCGAAAACCGUACGCUCUCUAAGGUCUGGUUCAAUCCUGAGGGCCAUCACACAAUGCCAGCAUACUUAAACAGCCUCAGCAACAUCCUCCUACGCUCCAAUCUUCCUGCAGACAAGGAUCCACGGAAAUAUGCUAUUUCAGUUUCCAGCCACCCCUACUUUGGCCGGGCGGAUGAUGAAGAUGCAAUCGUCCAGGGAAUGCUUCAGAUCAUUGUGGCGAUGUGUGUGCUGACGGGUUAUUCAAUUACAACAGCCAGCUUCGCCAUCUAUGAGGUUCAGGAACACCACAGCGGGUCCAAGAGGCUCCAGCACAUCGCUGGUAUCAGCGAGCCUUUGUACUGGGCUGUGAACUUCUUUUAUGACAUGAUCGUCUACCUGAUCCCAGUGACGUUGACCAUUGGUGUGAUCGCUGCCUUCCAGAUUCCAGCAUUUACAGAUCGACAGAACUUGGGUGCUGUCUCGCUCCUGCUGGUGCUCUUUGGGUUUGCUACCUUCCCAUGGAUGUACCUCUUAUCGGGUGUCUUCAAAGAUGCAGAGAUGGCCUUCAUCACCUACGUGUGCAUUAACCUCUUCAUCAGUGUCAACACCCUCAUGUCCACCUCCAUCUUCUACUUCAUGAGUCAGAUUUCAAGGCAAAAUCCUCAGAUCAUCCAGGACAUCUUCAACACCCUGAACCAUGUCUUCCUCAUCUUCCCACAAUUCAACUUUGGGAAUGGCAUGCUGGAACUGGCUAGGAUUAACAUUGAGGUCCAGCUUCUCAGUGGCUACGGAAUUGACGCCUAUAAGAACCCGUUUUCCACAGAUGCCCUGGGCUGGAUGUUCAUCUCUUCCUUCAUCCAAGGCACAGUCUUCUUCACCCUGCGCCUCCUGCUCAGCAAGUCUAUCAUGCGCAGCAUCAGGAAUCUGUUCUGCCGCACCAAGGCCGUGCCCAAGGUGUCUUGUGAUCACCAGGAUGAGGAUGUGGUGGCCGAGCACCUUCGGGUGGCCAGUGGAGCAGCCAACUCAGACAUACUGCAAGUCAACCAGCUCACUAAGGUCUAUCAGCACUUCAACAGGAAGGUCCCUGCUGUAAAGAGGCUAUCUGUGGGCAUCCCUGCAGGAGAGUGCUUCGGCCUGCUGGGACAGAACGGAGCAGGAAAAACGACCACCUUCAAGAUGCUGACUGGAGAUGUUAGUCCUACUGAUGGCACCGCACAAAUCAGGGACAGGGAUGGGCGGUUGGUAGACAUCAUGGAGUGCCGUAACAAGGGAAUUAACAUCGGCUACUGUCCCCAGGUGGAUGCACUGGACAGUCUGCUCACUGGGGAGGAGCAUUUGUACUUUUACGCUCGCAUCCGUGGCAUCUCAAAGAGGCAGAUAGACGGGCUCGUGAACUACCUGCUGAAGAGGCUGGAGCUGAACUACCACAGAAAGAUCAUUACUGAUAGUUACAGUUGCGGCACCCGCAGGAAGCUCUCCACUGCGCUGGCUCUCAUUGGUCAUCCACAAAUCCUCCUCCUGGAUGAGCCGAGCUCCGGCAUGGACCCUCGCACCAAGAGACACCUGUGGAAAAUCAUCUCUGAAGAAGUGAAAGGAAAAUGUGCCGUGGUCCUCACCUCACACAGCAUGGAGGAGUGUGAGGCGCUGUGCAGUCGUCUUGCCAUCAUGGUGAAAGGUCAGUUCCGAUGCCUGGGCUCCCUGCAGCACAUUAAGAACAGGUUUGGCAGUGGGUUCACUGUGAAGAUGUACUUGGCCGAGGCCUCCUGUGAUGCCGAGGCAAUCACUGGCUUCAUGCAGCGCAUGUUCCCCAGCACCUAUCUCAAGGACCAGCACUCCGCCAUGGUGGAGUACCACGUGCCAUUCGCUCCUGGAGGGGUGGCUGACAUCUUCGACCGGCUAGAGUCCAACAAGAUUGCUCUGCAGAUCAAACACUUCUCUGUCAGCCAGACCACACUGGAUGAGGUGUUCAUCAAUUUUGCCAUGGGGAAGAUUGGCAUGGAAACCAUACCAGUUGACAACGAAGACGAAUAUGAUGACUUUGACUCCAUUAAGGCAGUACGAACAUAGAAGUCUGCUAUCUUUCCUCUGACACUUUGUCCACUGUGAGGUGAAACACGGUGUCUGCUUAAUGUAAAUCUGCCCUUAAAAUAUAUGUGAAAAAUAGCAGUUUAAACAAUUCAUGUUGUAAAAAUAUUGCCUAUCUUUUGAAAGUCCCUUGAAUGAUUAUAUGAAGGGGUAAAUGACAUUUCUAUCUUUACUAAAUCAAACACAUACACAUUUGCAUACAUGCACAGAUGAAGUUGAUAAAUUAGUCUCAUGUUUAUUACCUGUUUCCCUUUUCUUGCAGAUCACGACUAUUCUUGUAUGUUUACUGUUAAUUCUCCGGAUUUAAUUAUUUAUGAAGGUUAAACUUAAUUGUGUGUAAUUUAAUAUUUUCCCUUGGUGGUUCUCUUCACCACUAGAAUAUUUUCAUAAAUCAAAACGAAAUAGUUCAUUCUAUUUACAAUUACUUUAGUUUGAGCUUAAUGCUGACAAAACAUGAUGUUACAUUAUCUUCAGGCACCCUCACAAUAAAUAUAUAACGUGUGAGGAAGUACAUUUAUUAAUCUGAGGUAAUUAGGCCCACUAGAUGAAAUCUGACAAAAGAAAUAUUCACUCAGAACUCGAUACACACUUUUCCCCUUCUCAUUAACACUACCUCUAAGGGCAUUGCUAACUUUUGGAAUGAAUAUACUGCAUAUUUAAUGAACUUUCCUGCUUAUGAACCAGCUUCACAUAGUCUUGAAUGUGUCGAGCCUAUUUUUAUAAAUGUAAUAAAGGUAUUUUUCAAGUGCAA
Molecule: messenger RNA, 11906 nt
Organism: Acanthochromis polyacanthus (spiny chromis)
Lineage: Eukaryota; Metazoa; Chordata; Actinopteri; Pomacentridae
Gene: abca12
Product: ATP-binding cassette, sub-family A (ABC1), member 12
Biological process (GO): transmembrane transport; lipid transport
Cellular component (GO): intracellular membrane-bounded organelle; membrane
Molecular function (GO): ATP hydrolysis activity; ABC-type transporter activity; ATP binding
Source: RefSeq, a predicted model, not a curated record